AUGACCCAAGAAUUGAGCAAUGUCAUCAUGGGUGUGUCCAGGAUCGCUUCCCUUUCACACAAAGAAUCAGCAAGCGAAACUGGCAAUCACGACGACGCGUUAUCAGACGAUGACUUGGAAACCCAUGGCUCAUACAGACUGAGGCUUGGUCGCCACUCCACCGACCUGGAACAUGCUUAUGACCUUAGCCCACCACCUCCUACAAUCACAGAUCGAAGUUCUGAGCUUAUCGCCGAGCGCUUGUUCUCAAUCGAUCAUCUGCAUGUGAUCCUCAAGGACAAUGUCUACCUUCAGCGUUUCACCACGUUUCUUGUACGAUACCGCGCCCGUACUGUACCCAUCUUGGUGCGGUACCUGGACUCACAGAAAGCUCUCAGAGCGAUAGAGUAUGCCAAUGCGCUGGCAGAUCAGAUUACACAACAGCCGAGUUGGCCAUCAAAAGUCAACGCUGCCUCUCUGGACCCGAGAUUUGAGCAACUGUCUCAGGGCGCAUCAGAAGAACUGGUCGCCGAGGCUCUACCCGCAUAUGUGACCUUCAGCGUCGUUGAUGUUGUCACGGAGCUGCCCAACAAGGAGAUUGUUGGGAGGAACACGCCAUUGAUGCGCGAACUUGUGCAUGGUUUGGGCGAAGUCUACUGUAUGAGUGACCCUACACAAGAGGGCAACCCGAUAGUGUUUGCAUCGGAAGAAUUCUACAACACCACCCAAUACCGAAGUGGAUACGCUAUUGGGAAAGCUUGUCGCUUUCUUCAUGGACCCAAGACCGACAAACGCGCCAUCGAAAGAAUGGACAAGGCAGUUCGGGAAGAGCAAGAGGUUGCUGAGACUAUGGUACAAUAUCGACAAGAUGGCUCUCCAUUCCUAGCGCUUGUUAUGAUCUCACCAUUGAAAGACAACAAAGGUGUCGUUCGCUAUUUCAUUGGCGCUCGAAUCGACGUGACUCGAUUGCUCGAAGGCGGCAAGACGAUCGACUCCUUCCAACAGCUACUCGCUGGUGACGGCCCUGUAUCGCCCACCACUGACCCACUUGAGAACAGACCAACGCUCAGGUCCCUACGAGAUUUUGGAAAGCUGUUGAACGAUGAAGAAAGAAUAUCAAUCAAAGAUUGUGAGGCAAUGCGUACCGACUCGCGGCCUAGCACACCAAAAUUGAUGCACAGUCCAUCGACAAGACGCUUCGUAGGUAUAGAAGAGCGCAUAUCUCAAGAAGGUCUUCGCUCUCAAUACUCCGGACGAACCCCGGGAGUAUACCAGAACUACAUCCUUGUUCGCCCCUACCCCUCCCUUCGCAUUGUCUUCACAUCCCCCUCCCUCCGCAUUCCCGGCCUCUGCCAGUCCAAACUUGAAGACCACAUCGGCGGCCCCGAACACAUCCGCGACAGCCUAGUUGAUGCCCUCGCGCGAGGCAUCGGCGUCACAGCCAAAAUCUCCUGGCUGACCCGCAUACCACAAUCCAGCUCGCGCCUUGAAGUGCCCACGCCCGACAAUGGCGCGAGUAUCGCCACAAACAAUGCGGACACCAUCGAGGGUAAAGCGCGAUGGAUACACUGCACGCCACUCACCGGAUCAGACGGCGAAGUCGGCGUCAUUAUGAUCAUCAUGGUAGACAAGCAGGACGUUGCAAACAACCUGUCGAACAUAAGCAACAUGUCCAGCAUGCGCUCUGCCUCCGAUGAACUCGUGGACCCUGUUCCUUCCCACGCGCGCGCUCGCAGUUACAACAGCAAGGGCCGUCGCUCCCUUGACCACACGCCGGAGCGCUGGCAGCCGCGUUCCGGCCCGCCGAGUGUCGCGAUGGGUGGCACCAUCAGCAAUCCACUUCUGCGGUCCAUAGGCGGGAGUCGGCUGUAUGCGGAGACUAUAAAGGAAAUCAGAGAGUCGCAGAAGAAGCCCGAACCCUUCAGCACUAAACCCAGGGACAACGCGGAUCAGUACCCUGGUUUGGGGCUGACGGCUACUGCAGUCUCAGUUCAGGCUGCUCAAGCAAGGGGUAGGAUAAAGAAGGCCAGAGGCACUUUUUGA
Molecule: messenger RNA, 2022 nt
Organism: Ascochyta rabiei
Lineage: Eukaryota; Fungi; Ascomycota; Dothideomycetes; Pleosporales; Didymellaceae
Exons: 5
Coding region: 1-2022 (673 amino acids)
Cellular component (GO): nucleus
Source: RefSeq, a predicted model, not a curated record